Molecule: messenger RNA, 489 nt
Organism: Fulmarus glacialis (Northern fulmar)
Lineage: Eukaryota; Metazoa; Chordata; Aves; Procellariiformes; Procellariidae
Product: PCTP-like protein
Molecular function (GO): lipid binding
Source: RefSeq, a predicted model, not a curated record
CCCUUGAAGAACAAGAUACCGCGAUCCUGGCAGGGCGAGGAUGGGUAUCACACCAUUAUCAACUUCUCCGUCAAAUACCCGCAUCUGACUGUCUGAUGUGUCUGCACAAAAUACCCUCCACACAAGGAUCUGGUGAGGGCAGUCUCUCUCCUGACGGGAUACCUGAUGCAUUCAGCUGGGCCCAACAGCUGCAGUCUGACCUGCCGGACUCAGGUGGAUCCAAAAGGGUCGUUGCGAAAGUGGGUUGUAAAUAAAGCUUUGCAGUACCUGGCGCCGCAGAUGUUAAAGAAACUGCACAAGGCCUGCAUGAAAUACCCUGCCUGGGAGCAGCAGCACGAUGCAAACAUGAACCCUGAGCAGAACAAGCUUCCUCUGUUGGUGCUGUCGGAGCUGGCGCUGCAGCGUGCCGCCUCGCUGGAGAACAUCGAUGAGAGUGGCCUAUCCGAAGCGAAGGAUGAGAGGGGCGAGCACAGCGGUUCGGAGAACUGA